Molecule: messenger RNA, 2364 nt
Organism: Trifolium pratense (red clover)
Lineage: Eukaryota; Viridiplantae; Streptophyta; Magnoliopsida; Fabales; Fabaceae
Exons: 10
Coding region: 66-2303 (745 amino acids)
Molecular function (GO): protein binding
Source: RefSeq, a predicted model, not a curated record
AACUACCUAUCUCUCAUUGAUCCUUAUACUUCUAAUUUUCAUUCUACGUUUUUCAAACUUGCCAAAUGUCAUUUUACCACGAUAAUACCGAUGCUAUUGAUUAUCAUCUUGUUGAGGAUUUCGAGGAGCAUGUAUUGAGAGACAAUUGGAAAGAAGUUGUUGAAUAUUACAAAAAAGAUAAAUUUUAUCACACAUUAAAAGUGAAGAAAAGAGGAACAGCAUUACAUGUAGCAGUAAGCAAUGGUGAGAAAGAGGCCGUGAAUGAUCUUGUAAGGGAAAUACUAAGAAUGUGGAAAUGGAAUGAAAAUGAUGACGAUGACGAUGAUGACGAUGAUGAAGAAGAAGAAGAUGAAACUCAUCCAUUAAGAAUGUGGAAUGAAAGAGGUGGUACUCCUCUACACAUUGCAGCAUUAAGAGGAUUCACAAGUAUGUGUGAAUGUAUAAUUGGAAAAGAAGGUGAAAGGAAGAAUUUGGUUAGAAAAAAAAAUAAAAAUGGAGAAACACCACUUUUAUGGGCUGUGUUAGGACAUAGGAAAAAAACUUUUGUUUACCUAUAUAAUUUUGCUCAAGAAGAUGUUAAUAUUGUUAUGGAUAAAAAUGGCACUACCAUUCUCCAUUAUGCCAUUAGAAGAGAUAUGUUUGGUUUGGCAUAUAUAAUAAUGCAUUGCUAUGCUGAUUCUAGUAUUAGCUAUAUGAAGGACAAAAAUGGUGUUACUCCUCUUGGAGAACUUGCCUCUAGGACAUCAGCCUUCAAGAAUGGAAAUCACCUAUCAUGGUGGAAGCAAAUUUUGUACCACUGUUUUCCUUUAAAACUCGAGGACGCAGAAACUAAAUUGAACUCGAUUCAUCAAAAGUUUGUAAUCAAAGAUAAAGAUGAUCAUAAUGGUGAUAUAUCAAUACAAUUAAACGAUGAUGAUGAAUUAGAAAAGGAAGAGAAAAUACGUUUAUGUUACCGGUCUGUAUUCAGAUGGCCUAUCAUUUCACUAUUGGACUUAGAGAAAAUAGAAAUCAUUAAGAAGAAGCGCUUAUAUGCUGCUAGGAUCUUGGAAGAUUUAAUGAAAAAUCCUUACUACUCAUACAAUGGUGGUGGGGAUGCAGCACGACUUAACACAGAACAUGAGGAAGAAAUAGAAAAUGUCAUGAAUAUCAGGGACACACAAAAAAAAGAUAUUAACAAAGAACAUGAGAAAGAAAUCAAGGGCACAUUGAAAGAAGGGGAGUUACAAAAUACAACAGAGGAAAGUGGCAUAGCUAAAAUUAUGCAAGAGAUUAUUUCUAAACUAGCAAUUACAUCUGACAAGAAAAGGAUAUUACUUGAAGCAAUGAAUAAAUUAUCAGUAGAGAAAAUUGACACACAGGACACAACAUAUUUGGUUGCAGCAAAACAUGGCAUAGUGGAAAUUACGAGUCAACUUGAAUUAAAAAUGAAAAGUGUGAUCCAUGAGAGAAACUCUAACAAUGAAAAUGCAUUGCUUUUGGCAGUGAAGUAUAGGCAACCACAAAUUGUUGAGGGGUUGCAGAAAAGUUUAUCAUCAAACAAGAAAGUCUUUGAAAGCCUAUGUCUAAAAGUGGAUAACAAUGAAAACACCAUGUUACACUUGGCAGCAUAUACAUCACUCAACAAUGAAAGUACUUGGAGGAUAUCUGGUCCUGCCAUGCAAAUGAUGUGGGACAUUAAGUGGUAUAAGUACAUCAAAGGAAUAGUGCCAGAGUAUUUCAGACAUAGAAUCAACAAAGACAAGAAAACCCCUGGUGAAGUCUUUAAGGAAGAACACAAAGAACUUCUACAAAGUAGCACUGAGUGGUUGAGAGACACAGCAGAGUCAUGCUCAGUUGUAGCAGCACUAAUUGCAGGUCUCUCCUUUGCAACAUCAGGCAGUGUCCCUGGAGGCAAUAACGACUCAGGAAAACCGGCAUUAGAAGGACAACCUGCAUUUGAAGGAUUCGCUAUAUCUUCGUUAAUUGGACUUUACUUCUCCGGCACUGCACUCAUCAUGUUUCUUUCUAUACUCACUUCUCGAAAACAAAUCGAAGACUUCAAUAUAAACUUGCCAACCAAGCUUCUUGCAGGCUUAACUUCUCUCUUCGUAUCGAUUGUUGCCAUGUUUAUUUCUUUCUGUGCUGGACAUUUCUUUGUGCUCACAGAUAAAUAUGGUAAACAUGAUAUCUUGUUCUAUUUAUUAAUUGUCUUUUGCAUUCCUGUCACAUUCUAUGGAGCUAUGCAGCUUCCGUUAUAUAUUGAUCUUCUUAAAGUUAUUUGGAAGAAGGUGCCACCACCAAGUAUUAAGGGUGUUCAUUUGUAAGGGGUGUUUGCUAUAUUGUAUUGCUUUGUGGAUUGAAACUACUUCAUAAGUUUGGUUUGUA